AUUAUAAAUAAAAUAAUGAUCCUGUCAGGGAGUAGGAGAAGAAGCUAGUUGUUUUCAUGGUUGAGUAACGUGAACACUUCAAUUUUAUAUUUCCCAACUGUCGGGUCCUGCAAACCAAACAUAACAUUGCCGUAGUCUGUCUACACACAAAUUACUAGAAAAUAGCUAUCACACACCUUGUUUUUGCCUCUCUUCUCAGAUCUUGAGGAAUUUAGAUCUGAGUUUAAGCCAACACAACACACACACACGAACACUUGUGUUUGAGUGUAUUCACUAUCCACCAAAAACAUGGCUGAAUCUCCCAAACACACUUGUGUUUGAGUUUAUUCAGUGUAUCGACGCCAAAAUGUUGAGUGAGGGUGGCAACAAUCACUCGUCCAAAAUGUCCUUCAGAAUAACAAAGGAUGAUAAGUUCUUGUCAAGGCUAAUGACCAAGGAAGCCACCACCCCAAACUCCUCUUCAAGGAUCUUCUAUUACAGAGAAACUUCAGUCGCUGUUCCUUUCACCUGGGAGGCACAACCUGGUACUCCCAAACACCCAUUGUCUGACAUAUCUUUACCACCUCUUACACCCCCACCUUCCUAUUUUUCAAACUUACACAGUCUCAAGGGAAGAAACUCCAAGCCCAACAACAUGUUCUCAACCAUUCUGCCAAGGCUUUUAGGGCAAAGAAAGUCUCAUCAUGAGUCGCCACCAACAUCUUCUAGGUCACCUUCCUCUUCUUCAUCUUCAUCUUCCUCAUCGCCCUCGUUCUCACACCCUUUGAAACACAAAUCUUCCAAUGGAUUUAGAUGGUGCUAUCCUUUUGGGAACGUAAAUGUAAGCCAUGGUGCGGACUAGUUUGUUUAAUCGAUUGUUGGAAAUUUGUUGUUCAGCGUUGUUUUAAUAUUGUAGAAAUUCUCGAACUUUAUAUAGUUGUUAAUCACUACUUUCUCUUUUC
Vigna radiata var. radiata (mung bean) is the source of this 941-nucleotide messenger RNA. RefSeq lists its product as uncharacterized. NCBI's taxonomy places the organism in Eukaryota, Viridiplantae, Streptophyta, Magnoliopsida, Fabales, Fabaceae. The coding region runs from base 347 to 841 and encodes 164 amino acids. The transcript has a single exon. The record is from RefSeq and is a predicted model, not a curated record.